This is a messenger RNA of Paramecium octaurelia, 551 nucleotides long. The record is from the annotation of a GenBank genome assembly. NCBI's taxonomy places the organism in Eukaryota, Ciliophora, Oligohymenophorea, Peniculida, Parameciidae.
UAAACCUAAAAUGUCAUUAAUAGAUUAUAUAGAGGAUGAUUAAACAUACUAAUUUACAAAGUAUAUGCAUCUUGUCAAGGUAUUCGCAUCAUCCAUUCUAUUAGACUGAAGAAGACAAAAUACUCUUCGAUAGAUUCGCCUAUGGAGUUUGCAAUCCGUAGAUUAAAUAUAGGAAUGACAAUCAAUAAAAGAAAAUGAUAAUCCUUACCAUCCUACAACUGUGCUAAAGGUAAUAAUCAAUAAUUAUAAUGUAGAAGUAAGUGCGUGACUUUUGAUCAAAUUCAAAAAGCCUGCUAUUUAAAUUCACGAGCCGACAUCGAAUCAUUAUUAAUUGAUCUUAUUCAAAGGGAUUUGAUUAUUGGAUCCAUUGACGAUCAAAAAGGAUGUUUAAAUAUCCAAAGAUGCAUCAGCAGAGAUGUUAGACAAUCUGAUAUCCCAGACAUGAAGAAUUAGAUCGAAAUCAUGUACAAAAGAGUAAAACAUUUGAAGGAAUAGUUAAAAAAAUAAUGAACGGAAUUUAUUUUAAUAAUUAAAUAAAUUGUGAAUGUGGC